Messenger RNA from Dreissena polymorpha, 2308 nucleotides. RefSeq lists its product as uncharacterized. The coding region runs from base 98 to 472 and encodes 124 amino acids. The record is from RefSeq and is a predicted model, not a curated record. NCBI's taxonomy places the organism in Eukaryota, Metazoa, Mollusca, Bivalvia, Myida, Dreissenidae. The transcript is spliced from 4 exons.
CGUCAUUGCAACAUACGCUAGUGCAAUCAUCGACUAUAGCUUAAAUCAGUGUACGUGUGCGACACCAACAUACUGCACGCUACAUAUCUAGUUCAAAAUGGAUUUUAGACUACGAAGCAUGUCCGUCGUGCUGGUCUUAUUAUUCAUAGCCGAGGUCGGUUUUGGUGCUUACCGAAGCAGCUACAGAGGUUACAGCGGCUACAGAAGUUACAGCGGCUACAGAAGUUACAGCGGUUACAGAAGUUACAGCAGUUACAGAAGUUAUCGUUUCUACCGUGGUUCUGGCUCCGUCGAUACCAGCAGUGCGGAAUUCAUCGCCGGCAUGGUGGUCGUGGGGAUAGUUGGUGCCAUCGGAAAUAUCAUUCUUAUUAUUUGGCUUGUGAUGAAAAUUCGCACUAUUUGCUCCUCCCCUAAAGUGACCACUACCCCCCCGCCCCACAGUGGACACAGUACACAAAGGAUUCAUUCAUAACGACAACUACAGCAUGGAGCUCGUAAACCCGCCCCCUCCACCGCACUACUCCGAUGUGCAUAUGCAUCUUUAAAUGAACAUUGUUCACAUAUGUAGGAGGUAUCUCUUUAGAGAAUUUAUAUUUGAUAGAUAUGGAGAAACUGUGUGGUUUUUGUGGUUUAAGUUUCUGUACUUUUUUGUAUGAUACUUCCUUUGGUCAAGACCACAUUUUUUAGACAUUGUUCUAUACGAACGAAAUAAUGCAUAUGACUGUUACUUUCAAUCAAUUUACUUUCAAACUUCAUUGUCUUAACAGGUCGAUUAAUUAAUGGCUUUGUUUAUUUGUUUUUACCAAGUAAUGGUCAAAUCAUGAUUAUUAUUGCCCAGAACAUGCCUUCUAAUGAACGCUGGACCGGGUUCGAAAAUAGUUGCAUUCCGUUUCAAGACAUGGCCAUGAAUAUAUGGGGCAGGUUUUCUUUUUGGCCAGAGGAAAACCUUGUUGAUAGUUUUACGGUUUUAAUAAAAAAAAUUAUGAAACUUGCUCAAAACAUUUUUCUCUGAUGGCGGAGUUCGACAAUUGUUCCGGUCUGUUAAAAGAAAUGAGUUUUCUUAUUUGGCAACGGUGAAACUUUGUUAAAAUCAAGAAGCUAGAUUUUUGGUCUAACCAAGAUGUAACUGUUUCAGAACAUGUGUUCUAAUGAUUUAUAGGCCGAGCUUGAAAAUGGUCCCGGUCCAUUAACAAACAAGGCAUCCAUAGUCGUUGCAAUUUUUCAUAUACGGAAAGAGUGAAUCUCGCAAAUGUGGUCAGUCAGUAUGAAGCUUAAUCACAACAUUUGUUUUAAUUAUAUCUGAGCCUAUUUAUAAAAUGGUUUGGCAGUUUUCCUGAUUUUGCUAUAGCGAAAUUUAUAAUAUAAUAUAAUCUUCGAUUUGUAUCGCGGGUUGAAUAGGCGUAAAAAUAACCGCUAAUGGCACCAAAUUCACACAGAUGCCGAGUUAAAUUUUCGCGAUUAAAAAGAACAAUACUGUCAAUUAUCAAAAACCUAAUAUCUGUUGGUAACAAUGCAUGUAUUAUACAAUAGAUUCAACAUCAACCUUAUUAAUAUUCUAUUGAAAUCCGUAGCCGAUUUUAAAUUUAAAACAGCCUAUAAGUAGCUGCACAAAAACUAUAGACGAUAAUUUAGCUAAGUUCUUCGUUAAUCUUAGAUUACUAUAAUUACACCAAGUGUAUGAUUUUUGAUUGAAAUUAUGUACUUAAAUUGAGUAUAAAUAUGAAUGUGUUUAUGUAACAUUUACUGCUAUUAUAUAUGCAAUGAAGUGUAAAAUAGAUUUAAACGAUAAAACAUAUAUAUUAAAGAGAUAAUUUAAUUUUACAUCAUGAAGGUUUUAAAAUAAAACAGUCCAAGAUAGUGACACUGUUAAAAAUAAAAUAAAAAGGUUAACUCGGCCAUAAGAAAGUCGAAUACCGAGCCAUAAAUUGAUUCACUGCACAAACAUACAUGUACAUGUAGUGUGGGUUAAAACUUAUGCCGAUUUUUGAUGUAUUGACUUGACGGAAGCAAAUGUGUUAUAUAUGUCCUCGUUCUUACUUGAUUUCCUUGCGGACAUGUCAAAUGUUUUGCGACAAUAAAAAGGCCAUGGUAAAGCUAUCAUAUAAUACUGAUGUAUUGCUGUUUUACUUCGUUGUUUUCUUAAGCAGGCAAUAGCGGUAAUAAACCUUUUAUUUGUUCCGUGAAAAUGCUUUAAAAGUUUAAAUUAAACUUUUUACAUAAAAUGAGAACCUUUAACCGAUCGUAUAUAUUAUUAUCUUUUGACAAUGAUUGUCUUUAGGUAGUCAUCUGAUUAUCAAUUCCGUUUUUU